This is a messenger RNA of Dicentrarchus labrax (European seabass), 2723 nucleotides long. It is a transcript of the gene snx7, whose product is annotated as sorting nexin 7. The record is from RefSeq and is a predicted model, not a curated record. NCBI's taxonomy places the organism in Eukaryota, Metazoa, Chordata, Actinopteri, Moronidae. Gene Ontology annotation, molecular function: phosphatidylinositol binding. The coding region runs from base 94 to 1353 and encodes 419 amino acids. The transcript is spliced from 9 exons.
CGCGCUCGUUGUCGUCCCGCUGGGAAGUUGUGCUGGAAGUUUACCUCAGGUCUGUCCCAUGAGCUCGGUCCAUUGAAAAAGUUUGCGAGAGAGAUGAGCGGACAGACGGUCCCCGCGGACUUCUCCGGACACAUGUUGGACCUGGACGAAGACGAAGACCUGGAGGUCUUCAGCAAGAACACAUCCCUGGCAGAUGGAAGUCCCAUGCCCAACUCUCCAAGCUCCAUGGUCAACCAGUACAGACUGGAAGAUGAGGAGGAGCAGCAGGACACCUACACCAAAGACAUCUUCGUCAGCGUGGAUAACCCAGAGAGCCACAUCACUGCCAUCGAAACCUUCAUCAUGUACAGAGUUGUGACCAAGACAACGCGGAGCGAGUUCGACUCCAGCGAGUAUGAGGUUCGCCGGCGCUACCAGGACUUCCUGUGGCUCCGAAGCAGACUGGAAGAAAACCACCCAACACUCAUCGUCCAUCCGCUGCCGGAGAAGUUUGUGAUGAAAAGCAUGGUGGAACGCUUCAACAAUGACUUCAUUGAGACCAGGAGGAAAGCUCUGCACCGCUUCCUCAACAAGAUCUCAGAUCAUCCUAUACUGUCCUGCAGCGAGCACUUCAAAGUCUUCCUCACUGCAGAGGAGCUAAUGUCUCACAGGAAGCAGGGUCCAGGCUUCCUGAGCAGGAUGGGGGAGACGGUGAGGGCGGUGGCCAACUCGGUACGAGGCCUGAGGAGCCGGCCGGAGGAGUUCACUCUGAUGCAGGAGUACGUGGAGGACUUCAGUAGCAAGAUCUGCUCUGUGGACAAAGUCACCCAGAGGAUCAUCAAGGAGCAGAGAGAGUAUCUGGAUGAGCUCAAGCAGUACAGCCCCACCUACACCCAGUGGGCAGAGUCAGAGGAGGAGCUGGCAGAGCCACUGAAGGGCGUGGCCAGCUGUGUGGAGCGGUGUAGCAAGGAAACAGAAGAGCAGAUCCAGCAUUUGUCUGAAGCCCUCGUGCCCGCCCUGCACGAGUAUGUCCUGUGUGCCGAGACCCUGAAGGCUGUGAUGAGACGGAGAGACAACAUCCAGGCUGAGUACGAAGCCAAGAACGAGGCCCUGGCAUCCAGAAAAGCUGACCAAGAAUCACUGCAGGACGAGGUGGAUGGUCUGGCGGACCGGGUGGAGCUGGCCAACAACGCCUUGAAGGUAGACUGGUCGCGCUGGCAGAACAGCAUGAGAACUGACCUCAGAUCAGCCUUCAUAUCUACAUCUGAGAAGAAUGUGGAGUACUACGAGAAGUGCCUGGCCGUGUGGGAAUCAUUCCUCCUGUCUCAGAGGGUGGAGCCCGGUGCACAGAGAGAUGGGGAAGACACCUGUUAAAGUGUGGAGAUGAUUGAAACGUGGAGGUCGCCUGAUCAACAUAGAGCACACCUUCUGUCAUCUGUCCAACACAUCUACAAUCUAGACUUUAAACCAGUGUCCACUUAUGCAAACAUGCAUCAUGUACGAAACAAGCACACUCUUUCUGUCUCUCUCUCUGUCUCUUUUUCUUGCUGUCUGGCCAAAGAGGAUAAUCCCAGUCUUACCAUUCCAGUGAUGAUUGUGCAUCACUAAAACCAACACUGUGAUCCAAAUAGUGUUUACACACCUCUGUGCCAAAAGUAAAAAGAAGACUUUUGGUUCUUCUGGCUCCACCUUGCUUUCUUAUUGUGUUAGAAGACAUUGUGGUACUUUAACAUUUCCUUCCAUAUGUGGAGAACAGCUGUGUCCAAUCAGGGGAUGCCUAGAAUGCCAAGAUGUGGCGCAAUGAGUCCUCACCUCAGAGAAACCCAAACUAAUGAUGCAUUCAGGCCCUCUUCAACUCCAUUAAUUGGAAUUUUCCACCUUUAACAUCAGAAAGUUGCACCCAACUGACAGAAUAACUGAUCGAUUCCACUGGGCACAGCUGCAAUGCAUUCUGUAUCGCUGCCGUUCUAGACAACGCUUGUGAUUCCACUAGAAGCAGCUCUCCACAGACAAUUCGCUAUUUUUGUGCAAAAUCUAAAAGUUCCAAAGUAAUUUGACAAAGAGUAUGAAUUUGAAACCAUGGAUCAGAUAAAUCGUUGAUAAAAGUGAAGUUGUUAGCUGCCUUUUAAAAGUGCUGCUGACUUACAGUAAUGUUACCAUGACAGCAAAUCUGAAGUUACUUGUUAGCUGUCAACUCGGUGAGGCAGCAGAGGAAGCCACCAUGAAUGAUUAGAACAUCAUCAUUGUCAUCAUUGUUAGUUUUUAUUUGUUAUUUGUUCCAACUAGACUUUCUUUCCAACUAGAGUUUUUAGUCUUCUGUUAGUAUUUGCUUUAUGUAGUUUUUUUGGUAUUCAUUUUAAAUGCAGAUCAUUAAAUGCAGACUUCCCCUGAAUUGAGACACAGCUACUGAUACUAAUUAACCCUUAACCUUAGUAUAGCAUGACCACUGUUUUUCUCCUUAAUCUUAACCAAACUACUUUGAUGGAGCUCAGUUGGUGACAUGGUUCCGAGAGACUUGAAAAGAGUAGUUUGACAAAAUGAUCUUCACUCAAAGUCUUAAUAGGUGACGUAAGUAUGGCCGCAGACACAUGUUAUGCCAAGAUCAGACUACAAGAUCAGCCUGAAUGGUCUGACCCAGCAGGCCUCGUAGGAAUGAAAAUGGGUUUUGGACACAACAAUUUCUCUGACAUUGUGGAAGACAACCGACGCAGCAUCCCAACAAAAAUAAAACUUGCAUGUCAGAA